Molecule: messenger RNA, 674 nt
Organism: Amborella trichopoda
Lineage: Eukaryota; Viridiplantae; Streptophyta; Magnoliopsida; Amborellales; Amborellaceae
Product: low-specificity L-threonine aldolase 1-like
Biological process (GO): glycine biosynthetic process; L-threonine catabolic process
Cellular component (GO): cytosol
Molecular function (GO): L-allo-threonine aldolase activity
Source: RefSeq, a predicted model, not a curated record
UCUAUCUCCCGCCUACCCAUCUCAGCCCCUCUCUAUACAUCUCUCAUUGCCUAUCCCUCUCGUUUUGGGGUUUCAUUGUUUUAGGUUUUGGGGGUCUGAUACAGUUACAAAGCCAACUGAAGCUAUAAUAGCAGCCAUGGUUAACAUACUCUUGGGUUUCGCAACAACUUAGAAGGUCGAGACUGAAAUGGCAAGAAUUAUGGAAAUUUCAGAAGUUUUCUAUGCUCCAUUGCUGUUGCAAAGGCGAUUGGGACAAUCUUCAGUGGAUUUGAGGUUCAGAGCAAAAUUUCAGGAAAAUUUCAUUAGUGAUAUGGUUCACUGUGAGAUUAGCGCAAGUGAAGUGAUUCUUGGAGAUCAAAGCCAUAUUCAUCUUUUAGAGAAUGGAGGGAUUUCGAAAAUUGGAUGCGCUCAUUCAAAAACAGUUUCGAGGAAUUUGGAUGGAACCAUAGAUAUCAAUCUUAUUGAAGCUACAAUCAGGGAUCCUGCAAAGGCCAUGUGUUAUCCGACUACACGGCGUAUUUUCUUGGAGAAUACGCAGGCUAAGUUGCGUGCAACAAAGUGAUAUGAAAUUGGACGAAAGCAACUAGUUGAUGGCGGAUAUUGGAGCUGACAAUGUUUUGGGCUAAUCAUGUGUUAUAGAACAUGAAUAUGAGUUGAAAUACAGUGUGGUUUUG